Molecule: messenger RNA, 1695 nt
Organism: Anthonomus grandis grandis
Lineage: Eukaryota; Metazoa; Arthropoda; Insecta; Coleoptera; Curculionidae
Exons: 1
Coding region: 1-1695 (564 amino acids)
Biological process (GO): DNA integration
Molecular function (GO): nucleic acid binding
Source: RefSeq, a predicted model, not a curated record
AUGAGCCCAGUUGAUUUGGAGAGUAAUAAUCUUUGGUGGCACGGACCCUCCUUUUUAUUGAAACAUAAAGGUUUUUGGCCUGCAAAUAAUCAUGUGUCGAAUUACGCUCGACAAAAUACCGAGAAAUCUAAAAUAAUCGACAUUAAUCCUAAAUCCUUAAUAUUCUUCGCAAAGGAGAGCAAUGAUUUUGUUAUGAGCCUAUGCUCGAAAUAUUCCUCUUAUUCAAAGCUCAUUAAUGUAGUCGCUUAUUGUUUGCGAUUUCAUUUUAACUUAAAAUAUAAAGACAAAAGAAUUACUGGCGCCUUAUCCCAAACUGAGGUAAUACAAAGUGUCAAUUGCCUUGUAAGGUUAAUUCAGAGUUCCGCGUUUCCUGAAGACCUAUUCAGCCUAAAAAAUAAUAAGACGAUAAGGCCUAGUAGUAAGCUUAGUACUCUCAACCCUUUUCUUGACAGUGAUCUCCUCCUACGAGUAGGUGGUCGAUUAAACCAUUCUAAGCUAACGUUUAACCAAAAACAUCCUAUACUGAUACCUUAUAAUCAUCCUUUUUCUAAGCUUGUUGUCACCCAUGAGCAUAUCCGCAAUCUACAUCCAGGAACGCAAGCUACGCUGUCAUUUGUGAGGCAGCAAUUUUGGCCAAUAAAUGGCAAGCAACUGGUUAAAUCAGUGAUUCGGAAGUGCAUAAUUUGUUUCAAGUCCAAUCCUCGAUCAUUAAAAGCCCAAAUGGCAGCUCUACCCAGUGUCCGGGUUACUCCCUCCUAUGCUUUUUACAAUACCGGUGUAGAUUAUGCCGGACCUUUUGUUCUAAAGGACUCCAAAUUUAAAAAUAGGAGGCUUCUUAAGUGCUAUAUUUGUUUGUUCGUGUGUUUGACAACCAAGGCAAUACACCUUGAACUAGCUACAGAGCUUACCACUCAAUCUUUUAUUUCUGCCUUUUUGCGCUUUGUAUCUAGAAGAGGUCUAUGCAAAAAUCUACAUUCCGAUAACGGUUCUAAUUUUGUUGGGGCUAAGAAUGAGUUUGACAAAAUUAACACUAUUUUAAGGGAUGAAAGGUUUCAAAAUGCGCUAAGGGAUAAUAAAAUUCAAUGGAGUUUUAUUCCUUCUCACUCGCCACACUUUGGUGGUCUUUGGGAAGCUUCGGUAAAGUCCACCAAACAGCAUCUUAAGCGUGUUUUAAAUAAUACUCCUCUACACUAUGAGGAAUUCUAUACCCUGCUUGUACAAAUCGAGGCCAUACUGAACUCCCGACCGCUCACUCCUCUCAGUGAUGACCCGAAUGACCUCGAGGCGCUGACACCAGGUCAUUUUCUUAUUGGUCGCCCUCUUAAUAAAUAUCCAGAGCUGGAUUUAUUGGACGUUCCUGAUGGUCGCCUCUCCAGGUAUCAGCACCUGCAAAAGAUGUCUCAGCACUUUUGGCAGAGAUGGUCUGAUGAAUUUCUGCAUACCCUGCACCAAAGGUUCAAGUGGAAGUCCAAGGUCAAGCCAUCGGAGCUAUUAGGUUCUCUGGUCCUAUUAAAGGAGGACAACCUGCCUUCCUUGCAAUGGAGAACAGGACGUGUUGUCGACUUACAUUCUGGAAGUGAUGGAACAGUUCGUGUAGUGAGUGUGCGAACUUCUAGUGGUGUUGUGAAGCGCUCUAUAACGAAGAUUUGUCCCUUGCCCAUCGAAUCCCCCCGUGACAUUCGCGGAAGUGAAUAA